Manis pentadactyla (Chinese pangolin) is the source of this 1509-nucleotide messenger RNA. It is a transcript of the gene ORAI1, whose product is annotated as ORAI calcium release-activated calcium modulator 1. The transcript has 2 exons. Bases 211 to 1116 code for a protein of 301 amino acids. Gene Ontology annotation, biological process: store-operated calcium entry. The record is from RefSeq and is a predicted model, not a curated record. Gene Ontology annotation, cellular component: membrane. Gene Ontology annotation, molecular function: store-operated calcium channel activity. NCBI's taxonomy places the organism in Eukaryota, Metazoa, Chordata, Mammalia, Pholidota, Manidae.
AGCUUUUGCAAGCGGCGCGGCCGGCCUGCGAGCUGCGACUAUAGUCACUUCCCAGACUUCCUCCUAGUUCUUUGCGGCCGGCCGGGUGAGGCCGGGCUCGCGCGGGGGGCAGGCGACAGCUGCCUCCGGCGGAGCCGGCGGCGCGGCGGAGGCUGAGAGCCGCCGCCUUCGCAAGCGCCCCGGCCGGCCCGCGACUUCGCAGCGUGCUCCAUGCAUCCGGAGCCCGCCCCGCCCCCAAGCAGCUACAGCCCCGAGCUUCCCCUCAGCGGCGGUAGCACCACAAGUGGCAGCCGCAGGAGUCGCCGCCACAGCGGGGACGGGGAGCCCCCAGGGUCGUCGCCGCUGCCGCCGCCCGCCGUUACCUAUCCGGACUGGAUCGGCCAGAGUUACUCCGAGGUGAUGAGCCUCAACGAGCACUCGAUGCAGGCGCUGUCCUGGCGCAAGCUGUACUUGAGCCGCGCCAAGCUCAAAGCCUCCAGCCGGACCUCAGCUCUCCUCUCCGGCUUCGCCAUGGUGGCCAUGGUGGAGGUACAGCUGGACGCUGACCACGACUAUCCGCCGGGGCUGCUCAUUGCCUUCAGCGCCUGCACCACGGUGCUGGUGGCCGUGCACCUGUUUGCGCUCAUGAUCAGCACCUGCAUCCUGCCCAACAUUGAGGCGGUGAGCAACGUGCACAAUCUCAACUCAGUCAAGGAGUCGCCCCACGAGCGCAUGCACCGCCACAUCGAGCUGGCCUGGGCAUUCUCCACUGUCAUCGGUACACUGCUUUUCCUGGCCGAGGUUGUGCUGCUCUGCUGGGUCAAGUUCUUGCCCCUCAAGAAGCAGCCAGGGCAGCUGCGGCCCACCAGCAAGCCCCCAGCUGGUGGUGUGGCCGCCAAUGUCAGCAGUGAUACCAUCACCCCAGGCCAAGCUGCUGCCAUCGCCUCCACCACCAUCAUGGUCCCCUUUGGCCUGGUCUUCAUCGUCUUUGCUGUCCACUUCUAUCGCUCACUGGUCAGCCAUAAAACGGACCGACAGUUCCAGGAGCUCAACGAGCUGGCUGAGUUCGCCCGCUUGCAGGACCAGCUGGACCACAGAGGGGACCAUCCCCCAACACCCGGGAGCCACUAUGCCUAAGCCCUCCCAGGCCUGGGCGCCUCAGAGCUUUGGCCUUAUCCCCUCCCCCACGACUCUGCCCUGCCUGGCCUCAAGGACAGCCUGCCAAGGGGGCUGGGCUUUCAUCAGGGGGCCAAAUGUGGAGGGAAGAUGUUUUUUUUAAAGAGAAAUUACUGCACUUUGAAACUUUCCCCUAAGACAAUAAGCACUUCCUGUUUUUCCAGCUCUGGGUUCACCUCCUCUUUGGAGGCCACCAGCGGGAGCCAGAGCAGGGACAAAUGCUCCCUUUGUCCUUCCUCCUCCCUUGUGCCAGUGCCACCUGGAUGCUUCCUGUCCUUUGCAUUUUGAUCGCCUCCCCAUUCAGCAUCGAGUAGUGUGUGUGUGUGUGUGUGUGUGUGUGUGUGUGUGUGUGUG